Messenger RNA from Clarias gariepinus (North African catfish), 1767 nucleotides. RefSeq lists its product as uncharacterized. The record is from RefSeq and is a predicted model, not a curated record. Gene Ontology annotation, biological process: DNA integration. Bases 73 to 1308 code for a protein of 411 amino acids. The transcript has 2 exons. Gene Ontology annotation, molecular function: nucleic acid binding. Lineage: Eukaryota; Metazoa; Chordata; Actinopteri; Siluriformes; Clariidae.
UUAACACAAGAUAGCAGAGUGUCACAGCAUAGCUCACUCAAAAGACUGGACCCCUUUAUUGACAAUGAAGGCAUGAUGAGAGUGGGCGGUCGGAUACGUGUAGCUGACCUCUCCGACCAAGAGAAGCAUCCUUUGAUAAUACCGUCUAACCACCAUAUAGCCAAGCUGCUUGCCGAGCAUUACCAUGGUCAAGUAGCCCAUCAAGGCCGCCAUUUCACUGCAGGUUCAAUACGCACAGCAGGUCUGUGGAUUGUUGGAGGCAAAAGGCUCAUCGCUAGUGUCAUCCACAAAUGUGUCAUGUGCAGGAAGCUGAGGGGGAAACUGGCAAACCAGAAAAUGUCAGAUCUGCCAGUGGACAGAGUGUCUGUAGAUCCUCCAUUCACACACACAGGUCUUGACAUCUUCGGCCCGUGGAGCGUGGUGUCACGUCGAACGAGAGGAAGUAGUGCUGAAAACAAAAGGUGGGCUGUCAUCUUCAGCUGCUUGAGCUCCAGAGCUGUUCAUCUGGAAGUGAUCGAAUCAAUGUCAACUUCAAGCUUUAUCAAUGCUCUCCGACGCUUCCUGGCCAUCAGAGGGCCAGUGCAACACCUGAGGUCUGACAGAGGCACAAAUUUUAUUGGUGCUUGCAGGGAACUGCAAAUAAACACAGAAGACCAUGAGAUCAAAAACUUCUUACAGGAUCGGGGCUGUACCUGGUCAUUUAACGCACCACAUUCAUCCCACAUGGGGGGAGCGUGGGAGAGGAUGAUUGGAGUCGCACGACGCAUUCUCGACGGACUCCUGUUGAAAAAUGGUCCUACGAGACUCACGCAUGAAGUGCUGACGACCAUAAUGGCUGAAGUUAUGGCCAUCAUGAAUUCUCGACCUUUGACCCCCAUCUCUACCGAUGCAGAAAUGCCUCAGAUUCUUUCACCUGCGAUGCUACUGACUCAAAAGGCGAGUGUGGCCCCUGCUCCUCCGAGAGACUUCAGAAUGGGUCAUCUACACAAAAGUCAAUGGCGACAAGUGCAGAGCCUGGCCGACUCCUUCUGGAAAAGAUGGAGGCAGGAAUAUCUGACGACUCUGCAGCUGAGAAGAAAGUGGAUCGAUGACAGAGCCAAUAUUCAGGAAGGUGAUGUCAUACUGCUUAAAGACUGUCAGGUGAAACGAAGUGAAUGGCCAGUCGGACUCGUUACAAAGGUCAUUCUGAGCAAGGACAACAGAGUUCGUAAGGUCAUGGUAAAGACUGCAAAACAAGGGACUGUGAAAGAGUAUCUAAGGCCUAUCAAGGACGUUGUUGUGCUUUUCUCCAAAGAUAAUAGUAAUUGAAUGGUGCACAGUGGUAUAAUAGACAUUAUACCAGACGGGGAGUGUUCUGGCUGGGGAAUGUAACUUCUCUGACUAUUCUGUAGUAUAUUUCUGUUUAUUCUAUUGUUUUACAUUGCUUAUCAGUGUACUAGAUUGUGCACAGGCGACAUCUACUGGCUGAAUUUGGUACCGGAAGUUUCCAAAUUAGUUAAAAAAAAAAAGAAAAGAAAAAGAGGUCCGGUUUUUUCCAUGUUCCUUGGAGUGUGUGCAGCGCUGUUUCUAAUGAUAGAAAUCCUUGGAGUAGAUAUGUCUUUUUACGGUGGAAUGAAAGACAUCUGUGUGGAGUAUAUCUUGUUGGAGCAAACAAAAUCUACAGUAAAAGGUCAAAUGAACAAGUGUGCUUGGAUUUCAUUCAAACCGUUCGCUAUCUGCCUAUGCAUCGUUGCGACACAUUGUUAGGGCAGAAUAUUAUAUAUUGUU